AUGAAAGACAUUAAAAAGCUAAACAUGAAUGUAGAUAUAGAUGUAAUAUAUUUUUAUAGAAACAUUAGAGAAUAUUAUAAAGAAGAUAAAGAUGUAUUUAAUAGUGUGGAAAAGAUAAAGAGGUUGUCAUCGGAGAGUGUUUCUAAAUGUUUGUAUAUAAUAGCUAAACAAAUUAGGUAUGAGAUGGAAGGGAUUGAAUAUGAUGAUGAAUUAAAAAGUAUAUUAACAAAAUCUAAUAAAAAAACAAGUGAUUCUUUUUAUAUUAAACACUUUGAUAAAUUAAUUAAACCUCUAAUUAAAGAAAACAUGUCUUCAUUAAUAGAGUUGAUAAAAAAUAUUUACAAAAAGUAUAAAAUUAAUCAUUUUAAUUUGUUAUUGGAAUUAAUUGAUAAAAAUGAUAAGAAAACAUUUUUGUAUGUUAGAAUAGAAAAGUUACUAGCAGAAGGUAAAUCUGUUAAAAAUGAUAAAGAUAAUGUGAUUACCAAAGAUAUUUUGAUAAAAGAUUUAUUAACUAAUUUAUCAUUGGAUAAUGAAGAGGAAGAUUUAAUAGAUACUUUUAUAAAGCAUUUUAAUGAGCAUGAUAAUGAAUGUUUAGAGUAUUUAUUUAAAUUGAUUGAAUUUAGAUUUGAUACUAAAUUGUUUGUAUUGUUAAUCAAAUUAAUUCCAUCUAAAUCAUUUUUUGGUGUAUCAAAUGAUUAUAAUUUACCAUUUUAUUUUUAUAAAUAUAUAACUAUAAAUGAUUUAUGGUGUACUAUUAUUAAAGAAAAUAUGAUUAUAAAUAGUUAUGUUAUCAAAUACUAUUUAGAAUAUUUUUACUAUUAUGAAUUCCAUUCUAUUCAUGCAGUUAAAAUAUUUAAAAAAAUAAUUCUAUAUUUGGAAACAAAUAAUAUCAAUAAGAAAUAUAUUCAUCAUAUAUUAAAUAGUAUUUUAAGAAAUAAAAGUAAAAUAAUACAUAAGUUAAUAUUAACAUUACUUAAAGAUGUUAUACCUUUAUUAUUAGAUGAUGACUUAGAUAAUGAUUUAAAUAAAGAAUUAAAUGAAUUUAUAGAAAAUAAUAAAGAUUUCAUCAUAAUAGAUAAAGAUAAAUUACAUAAAAGUAUAAUUAAUGAAUUUAAACCAGACAAUGAAGGAUAUGAUCGUAGUAAAUAUAUUAAACAUAAAGAUAUAGCCAAUGAUGAAAAUCUUAUAUUUAAAGAUACAAUUAGAUUUACUUGUACUGAUACAAAAGAUAUUCCAAUGAGUUUUUUUAAAGAGGAUUUUAAUAGAAUUGAAAAGUUAAAACAAUUUGAUAGACUUUGUUCAAUUGUAAUGCUUAAUGAAUUUCAUAAACAACAUGACAAUAAAGAAUAUUCAGUUAAUGAACUCAUUAAAACAUUAAUAUUAAAAAGUGUCAGUAGUAAAGAAUUAGUAUUGUCGGUUUUAGUUAAUAAUUGGAAUAAAUUUGAUAAAGAAUUUAUAACAACAACUGCAAUGAAAAUAAUUAAUGAGGAAGAUAACACACUAGAUUGGAGAUACAAAUCUUUAAUUAUUAAUAAUUAUGAAAAAUUGAAUUUAGAUAAAGAGUUAGUUAUAGAAACUUUUAAAGAUGAUAAAAUAUUCUAUAUUAGGAAAUUAAUUGAAAAUUUAAAAUAA
Hepatospora eriocheir is the source of this 1632-nucleotide messenger RNA. The record is from the annotation of a GenBank genome assembly. Lineage: Eukaryota; Fungi; Microsporidia; Hepatosporidae.